AUGAGUGAAUACAACAAAAACAGAUAUAAUAAUAACAAUCCUAAUAAUUAUCAUUAUCAACAUAAUUAUACCAAUGAAAACAGAAAUUUAGAUACGGAUCCUUCUAGAACCCCACGAUCCCGUUACAAAUCCUCCUCCUCCUCUUCUUCUCCUUCCUCUUCCUCUUUCUCCUCAUAUCUACAACAAGAGCAUACACAACGUCCAAGAUAUAGUUAUCGUCAUAGUUAUUAUAGCUCUUCCUCUCGUAAUAUAGGAAAAUAUCAUUAUAGUAACAGAAGUCACCCGUAUUCUAAGUAUCACACUGCUCAUAAUGGUAGCAAUGAUCAUAUAAAACACAGACAUAAUAGUCAGACAUCAUAUCUGCAUCAACAACAAUCUCCUAAUUCAACACAUAAAAUUUCACCGUCCUCUUCAACUUUAUCACAUUUUGACUAUCAUUAUAAUAACACUACUCCUACCAGCAAUACAAGAUUUGAACAUGGCAGUUAUCCCCAAAGGACUCCAUCACCUAGAAUCGCCGCAGUAUCGUCAAAGUCUACCAUAACUGCUGUAACUGGCGAUAUUUCUACUACCACUACCACUACUACUACUCACUUAGUUGAUCCUAUUAAUAAAACGUCUUCUUUUAUUAUCAACAAUGAAAGACAACCAGAUAAUAGCAACAAUAAUAACAAUGAUCAAGGUAAUAAAGAUAAUAAUAUUAUUAACAAAAACAUAGAGAAUAACAUUAGUAAGAAUACAAUUAAUUAUAAUAAUACACUAAAUUCAAUAUUUCAUAUUAUUGGGCUGGAUACAACUACCUCCAUAGAUAAAUUAAUAUCAGUAGAUGAAGAGGAUGAAGAAAUAAAUAUUAAAUUAGAAAAUAAUUUCAUCUCUUCUAUUGAAUCAAAUCUAGAAUAUCAAUUAUUAAUGAAUCAGUCGGAGAAAGACACUUUGAACGUUCAGUUAACACAAGAAAAAUUAGAUAAUCUAUUAUUAAUGCAGUAA
Arxiozyma heterogenica is the source of this 987-nucleotide messenger RNA. RefSeq names its product Lge1p (gene LGE1). The transcript has a single exon. The record is from RefSeq and is a predicted model, not a curated record. NCBI's taxonomy places the organism in Eukaryota, Fungi, Ascomycota, Saccharomycetes, Saccharomycetales, Saccharomycetaceae. The coding region runs from base 1 to 987 and encodes 328 amino acids.